Molecule: messenger RNA, 401 nt
Organism: Leptosia nina
Lineage: Eukaryota; Metazoa; Arthropoda; Insecta; Lepidoptera; Pieridae
Source: the annotation of a GenBank genome assembly
GGGUCACUGUAAGGGAGGAGGAUGCGGUCAAUGUUUGGCGACCAGGAAGGAGCGACAAGGACAACUUUCGACCGAGACCAAUAAUCGUCCGACUAACAAGACGCGCUCUUCGUGAUGAAAUUUUGCACAGUUCUAGGAUUCGUCGACAUACUCCUGAAAGCCCUGGAUCUCUCCAGACUGCUCCCAGAAUCUAUGUUAAUGAACGAUUAACUAAAUUUAACCGGCUUUUGUUGCAAAAAACGCGUGAAAAUGCGAAGAAGCUGGAAUGGAAAUUUACCUGGGUCAAGAAUGGUAGGGUUUUUGUUCGGAGGACCGAGGGGUCUAAGGUGAAGGUUAUAAGAACUGAAGAUGAUAUAAACAGUGUUUUUGGAUCUCAGCCUCUUAAUAAUCCAUGUAUAUAG